AUGUACAGCAUGCUGGAGCACGAUAUGUCCAUGAAAGGCCCAAUGUCGGUCCACCACCAACAGCAGCAGCAGCAGCAGGCUGGACAGGGCAGUGUGAUGGUUCCUGGACCCGGAGUAGCGCACACAGGAACGCAUGGUGUUACCAAACCAGCGCUACACAACCAGCACAACAAGAACGCUGACCCCAUGGACAAGGUCAAGAGGCCUAUGAAUGCCUUCAUGGUGUGGUCGCGGGGCCAGCGGCGUAAGAUGGCGCAGGAGAACCCCAAAAUGCACAACUCGGAGAUCAGCAAGCGUCUGGGCGCCGAGUGGAAGCUUCUGACGGACGCGGAGAAGCGGCCUUUCAUCGACGAGGCUAAACGGCUGCGCGCUCUGCACAUGAAGGAGCAUCCGGACUACAAGUACAAACCAAGACGCAAGAGCAAACCGGCGCUGAAGAAGGAGAACCCGGGGGCCAAGUACCCGCUGGGCAGCACCAGCCUGAUGCCCAUGCAGGGGUCCGGGGGGAGCCCCCGGAUGGACGGGUACGGCUGGGGUCCUGCGGGUGGGUACGCGGCCAUGCAGACGGACGCUCUGGGGUACGGUCAGCAGCUCCACCGCUAUGAGCUACAGGGCCUGCAGUACCCCACCGCCAUGGCAACCGCACAGGGCUACAUGAACGGAGGCAACUCGUACAGCUCCAUGUCCUAUAGCUCCGCCCCCCAGCAGUCUGUAGUGUCCAUGGUGAAACCAGAUGCAGUGUCCCCGCCCCCCUCUGCAGGCUCUGCCCCCCAGCGUGGUGCGCUACACACUGACCUGCGGGACAUGAUCAGCAUGUACAUCCCCAACCCUGGAGAUGCCCACCCCACCGACACGCACUCACAGAGGGGCUACACCACCAACAUCCAGCAGCAUUACCUCACCGGCACCACACCCCUCACGCACAUCUGAGCCCCACCUGCGCACGGCCCCCCAGACUGAAGGGUCAUGUGACCUGAUUAGCCCUGACUGAUUGGGCAAAGGCCGAGACAGGCCUGUUUACUGGUGGAUGACCGGACGCCUGCCAUCCUCACCAAGUGCCAAUCUAACCGAUUCAUCAGUGCUUUUGCUCUGAACGUGCAGCCAGAUGCUAACAGUGAUGCUAACAGCAUCUUGCUAAGCUGCCAGCACCUGGACUUAAAUGACCGACACGUACAGACUAGUCUACUUUUGAUUGGCCAGAACAGGAUGAGACAACACAAUGGUCGGUUAACCGCUGCUUGUUUGCAUAAUCUGUCAUUUAGAACAGAGCAGUAUCGGCGGCUAACAGUGCUGAGCUAAGCAGCAACUUUAGCAAAAACAAAGAUUAAACAUUGCCACACAAGAACGUUGCUGGCAUUUUGGAUGCAGCUCAGCGCUGUGUGAGCAUAACCAGUGCAACACUGAUCAAUAAGUCCAACAAUAAAUGCAAGACAAGGCAAUAGAUGCAAAACGGGAAGACACUGAAGCAGAUUAAACUUAGCGAGCAUUUUCUCACUGAUCUGCUGCUGCUUUCCUGGAUUCUUCCAGAGGUCAAAUGAUCACUGCAGGCUUGGUUUCAGAGCCCUGAGAACUUC
Molecule: messenger RNA, 1574 nt
Organism: Colossoma macropomum (tambaqui)
Lineage: Eukaryota; Metazoa; Chordata; Actinopteri; Characiformes; Serrasalmidae
Product: transcription factor Sox-19a-like
Exons: 2
Coding region: 1-930 (309 amino acids)
Biological process (GO): anatomical structure morphogenesis; cell differentiation; regulation of DNA-templated transcription
Molecular function (GO): DNA-binding transcription factor activity, RNA polymerase II-specific; RNA polymerase II cis-regulatory region sequence-specific DNA binding
Source: RefSeq, a predicted model, not a curated record